Messenger RNA from Aedes aegypti (yellow fever mosquito), 3026 nucleotides. RefSeq names its product cytosolic 10-formyltetrahydrofolate dehydrogenase-like. Gene Ontology annotation, molecular function: formyltetrahydrofolate dehydrogenase activity; aldehyde dehydrogenase (NAD+) activity. The transcript has 3 exons. Gene Ontology annotation, cellular component: cytoplasm. The record is from RefSeq and is a predicted model, not a curated record. Gene Ontology annotation, biological process: biosynthetic process; 10-formyltetrahydrofolate catabolic process; one-carbon metabolic process. The coding region runs from base 145 to 2943 and encodes 932 amino acids. NCBI's taxonomy places the organism in Eukaryota, Metazoa, Arthropoda, Insecta, Diptera, Culicidae.
GGCUGAGUUAGCGGAUCAGUCGACUUACAACUCACAACUCGCCGAGUGAAUCGUAUCAGUGUUCCGUGAACGGUGUUCGGGGAAUGAAGUGAAAUUUUUGGGAGUUAUUUUCUGUGAACUGUGCCGAGUGAAAGUUUAUCGAUCAUGAGCUCCGGAAGUGAAUGCAAUGGUGUAAAGACAAAUGGAUAUUUCAACGGAAACGGUCACCCAGAGGACCUCAAAAUAGCAAUCAUCGGUCAGAGCAACUUUGCAGCCGAAGUUCUGGAAGUCCUACUAGAGCAUCACCACAUUGUGGUCGGAGUGUUCACCAUUGCCGACAAGGGAAGCCGCGAGGACAUCCUUGCCACGACUGCCCGGCAACUUAACAUACCGGUUUUCAAGAUUUCGGCAUGGCGACGCAAGGGUGUUCCCAUUCCGGAAGUGCUGGAGAAGUACAAGUCGGUCGGAGCGAACUUGAACGUGCUGCCAUUCUGCAGCCAGUUCAUACCAAUGGAGGUGAUUGAUGGAGCCAAAUUUGGCAGCAUUUGCUAUCAUCCGUCGAUAUUGCCCAGACAUCGUGGAGCGAGUGCCAUUUCAUGGACUUUGAUCGAAGGGGAUGAUACGGCCGGGUUCUCGAUCUUCUGGGCUGACGAUGGACUGGAUACCGGACCAAUUCUGCUGCAGAGACAAUGUCCGGUGUACGGAGAUGAUACACUGGACACAUUAUACAAGAGAUUCCUGUAUCCGGAAGGUGUCACAGCAAUGGUGGAAGCAGUGAAUAUGAUUGCGGAUGGGACUGCACCGAAGAUUACGCAGACUGAGAUCGGGGCCACCUACGAUCCUGCGCUAUUCCGUGAAGAGAAUCAGUUUAUUGAUUUGAAUCAAUCGGCGGAGAGGAUUUUUAACUUCAUCAGAGGGUUGGAUUCAGUGCCUGGGGCAUUGGCGGUAAUUAUCGGGGAUGAUGGAAGUGAGUGUCCCGUGCGAUUGCACGGAGCAUCUUUAUGUGGCCCAGCCAUGCUCGAUAACGCUAAACGAGUGAACUUCAAGGGAUCAGCAGGUCCAGCUUUUGUGGAUCGCGAUGGAAUUUUUAUCACCGCAUCGGACGGACAGUUGGUGAAGGUGAAACGUGUGAAAAAAGGAAGCAAGAUGAUCCAGGCUAGUCAAUGGUUUACCCAGGCGGGUAAGAAGGUUAUACCAUUAGAGUUGAAUGCACGAGAAGUUGAGAUGGAGGAAAUACUCAAAGGAAUUUGGAAGUCCAUCUUGAAGGUGGAAAUAGAAGCGGAAACAGACUUCUUCGCCUGUGGUGCCGGUUCCAUGGAUGUCGUUCGCUUAGUGGAAGAAGUCAAAGAUGCAUUGGAGAUCCCGUUAGAAAACGAAAAUCUUUUCAUGGCACCUAGCUUCCAGGAAUUUCUGAACGAAGUAAUAAGUAGAACAAGGAAUGGAACAAGCCAGGAAAGUUCCGGACCGGAUUAUGAAUCGGUAGUUUUGAGAGAGAACAAGAAGACAAUUUCCGUACCAGUGCAGAUGUUUGUAAAUGGUAGGUUCAUCGACGCAGAGAACAAAAAGACUCUGGAUAUCAUCAACCCUACGACGGAGCAAGUAAUCUGUAAGGUCGCUGCAGCAUCCGCGUCAGAUGUGGAUUACGCUAUAAGAUGUGCUCAUGACGCUUUCAAGGGCGUUUGGAGUCAAGUAUCUGCCAGAGAGCGUGGGCAAAUGAUGUACAAACUGGCUGACCUUAUGGAACAGUACAAGGAAGAAUUGGCAACCAUUGAAUCCGUUGACUCAGGUGCAGUAUACACCCUGGCUUUGAAAACUCACGUGGGCAUGUCGAUUGACGCGUGGCGUUAUUACGCGGGAUGGACGGAUAAGAUCGAAGGAUCGACAAUUCCCGUUAAUCCAGCUAAACCAAACAACGUACUCACCUUCACCAAGCGAGAACCGGUUGGAGUUUGUGGAUUGAUCACCCCUUGGAACUAUCCCCUGAUGAUGCUCUCGUGGAAAAUGGCUGCCUGCAUUGCUGCUGGCAACACUGUAGUAAUCAAACCUGCCCAAGUUUGUCCUUUAACUGCAUUGAAGUUUGCGGAACUCUCGGUGAAAGCUGGAUUCCCACCGGGUGUAAUCAACGUAGUUACGGGAGCUGGAUCUGUCACCGGCCAAGCCAUCUCCGAACAUCCCCUGGUACGAAAACUUGGCUUUACUGGAUCAACACCUAUUGGCAAAAAAAUUAUGGCCUCAUGCGCCGAAUCGAAUAUCAAAAAAUGCUCAAUGGAACUUGGUGGCAAAAGUCCACUGAUAAUUUUCGCUGAUUGUGACAUGGAUAAGGCCGUUCGAUUGGGAAUGUCAUCCGUGUUCUUCAACAAAGGUGAAAACUGCAUAGCUGCUGGACGGCUGUUUGUAGAGCACAAGAUUCACGACGAAUUUGUGCGAAAAGUAGUGAAAAACAUCAAAACUAUGACCAUAGGGGAUCCGCUAAAUCGAGGAACAGCUCAUGGUCCACAGAAUCACAAAGCUCACAUGGACAAGCUGGUAGAGUAUUGCCAGAUUGGAGUAAAGGAAGGGGCUAAGCUUGUCUAUGGAGGAAAACGAGUGCCCAACAUGAAGGGUUGGUUCUUCGAGCCGACUGUCUUCACCAAUGUGCAGGAUCACAUGUUCAUAGCAAAAGAAGAAUCUUUCGGGCCUAUCAUGGUCGUCUCAAAGUUCCACAGCAGUGAUUUUGACGCAUUGGUUCAGAGGGCUAACGCUACAGAAUACGGUCUUGCCAGCGGAGUGUUCACCAAUGAUAUCCGGAAAGCAAUGCUGUUUGCCGAUAAAGUUGAAGCUGGAACCGUCUUUGUCAAUACGUACAACAAGACAGACGUUGCUGCUCCUUUUGGAGGGUUCAAACAAAGCGGAUUUGGAAAGGAUUUAGGCCAAGAAGCACUGAACGAAUAUCUCAAAACCAAAUGUGUGACCAUUGAGUAUUGAUAACACCUCCCAAGGCAUGGCAUCUCAUCACAUAUAAGCUUAUUAUGUAAAUCAUCAAUAAACGUGUGCAUUUAUUACAUUAA